CUGAUGUCAUUGUUGUUCAUGAACAUAAGGAUCACUCCAAGACCUUGAGAACCAGAAGACAAGAGGAAAAGACAACCUACUUUUCCAUUAUACUCCCAAUGCAAUCAGCCAAAGCAUUAGAUUAUUGUGUAAUUAUUGAAGAAUGAAACUGACUGCAUAGAAUAAGUGAAUAACUAUCCAAUUCACUUAAUUUAGUACUGAACUUUCUCGUUAUAAUGUGGACUCUCGAGUUGUCAGAACUCAAAGACAUCAGACUUGCAGAAAACAUUUUGUGAACUAAUCAAACUCCCAUGUAUGGCUACUGAAACUAAGAAGCAACUUCAUGUGGUAGUCCUCCCAUGGCUGGCCUUUGGUCAUAUGAUCCCUUUUUUAGAGCUCUCCAAAUCAAUUGCUCAAAGGGGUCAUAAAGUUACUUUCGUAUCCACCCCACGAAACAUCCAACGCCUACCUAAAUUCCCUUCUGAAUUAGCCUCCUCAGACCUUAAUUUCCUCGAAUUCCAUAUUCCUCGUACUGAAAGUUUGCCUGAAAACGCUGAGGCUACCGCCGACGUCCCGUUGAAUAAGGUUCAUUUCCUCAAGAAAGCCUUUGACGAUGUCCAAAUACAGGUGGCACAAUUCCUGGAGACUUCAAGACCCGAUUGGUUGAUUUACGAUUUUGCCUGCCACUUGCUUCCUUCAGCUGCGGCCAAACUUGGAAUUUCACUUGCCUUUUUCUCCAGCUUCAACGGAUGGUCAGCUGCUUUCUUUGGAUCACCUUCCUCGGCCCAUCAACGGACCAAGCCCGAAGAUUACACCGCCCCGCCCAAGUGGAUCCCGUUUCCGUCCAGAUUAGCAUUCCGCCGUCACGAGUUAGGGCGGAUGGCCGAAGUAGCUCAGGAGAACGCCUCCGGCGUCUCGGAUUGGGAACGUUUCUCAAAGACGGUGACCGGAUGCGACGCCGUUCUCAUCCGGAGCUGUAGGGAACUCGAGUCAGAGUGGUUGGGCUUAGUCCAAGAGCUUCUUGAGAAGCCUGUUAUCCCUGUGGGCUUAUUGCCGCAAACAGCCCAAGAUGGGGAAACCGAACUCGAUAAAAACUGGCAAAUUAUUAGUGACUGGUUGGACAAUCAAGCAAGAGGAUCUGUGAUUUACGUGGCAUUAGGUACUGAGGUGUCACUUAGUGAAGAUGAAGUCAAUGAGCUAGCCACUGGGUUAGAGCUUUCCGGAUUGCCCUUCUUCUGGACUUUAAGACCAAACCCAUUUCAAUCGCUUGAAUUACCAAGCGGGUUUGAGGAACGGGUCAAAGGACGGGGUUUGGUUUGGAGGAGUUGGGCACCUCAGCUGAAAAUACUGUCACACGGUUCAAUCGGUGGGUUUUUAACGCACUGUGGAUGGAGCUCAAUCAUUGAGGGGCUCCAGCAUGGGAAACCACUGGUGAUGUUGCCCUUCCAGGCGGACCAAGGUUUAAAUGCUAGGAUCUUGGAAGAUAAAAUGGUGGGGGUAGAAGUGUCCAGGAGUGAAGAUGGGUCGCUGAGAAGUAAUUGGGUAGGUGAAUCGAUUAGGUUGAUAAUGACAGGUGAAAAGGGGCAGAUUUACAGGGACAAAGCUGCCCAAAUGAAGAAUGUGUUUGGUGACAAAGAUCUGCAAGAAAAGCAUAAAAAUGGUCUAGUUGAGUAUCUGGAGAAAAAUCAGACGUCGCCGGCCCCUUGAAAAUAGUAGUAAUGUCAUCGUUUUUCAAUUCAAAGUUUGCCUAUUUUUCUUAAUCAUACUUCUCCCUGAUUUCUGAAUAUGUAAAACGACUACUUGUCUUAAUCAAUAAAUUAUCGUUUUUGAAGGAAAAAAUGGACUUCUAUUAUUGGGAGGACAAUUGUCUUUGAAUCUGUUUUUUUUUUUUUUUUUUCUCACGGCUGCCACUUGUGCAAUUUUGCUGUGAGUUCAAAUUUCCGGUCCCUGGAAGAACAAAUACUGCUCCAUACCAAACCUCUAG
Molecule: messenger RNA, 1963 nt
Organism: Oldenlandia corymbosa var. corymbosa
Lineage: Eukaryota; Viridiplantae; Streptophyta; Magnoliopsida; Gentianales; Rubiaceae
Source: the annotation of a GenBank genome assembly